AUGGGCAACGGUCAGGGAAAGCCCGUCGACCUGACUGGCGAAACCAACCUCAACCACUUCCGCUUGCUACGAGUCGUCGGCCGAGGCGCCUUUGGCAAGGUCCGCAUCGUCGAGCGCAAAGACACAAACUUGGCGUUUGCGCUGAAAUACAUCCGCAAAGAUGAAGUUGUCAAGUCGGAAAGCGUCCGAAACAUCAUCCGUGAGCGGCGAAUGUUGGAACACGUCAACCAUCCCUUCAUCUGUAACUUGCGAUAUAGCUUUCAGGAUAUCGAAUACAUGUAUCUCGUCGUCGAUCUCAUGAGCGGUGGCGAUUUGCGAUUCCACAUCUCCAGAAAGACCUUUACCGAAGAAGCCGUCCGUUUCUGGAUAGCCGAAUUGGGUUGCGCCCUCCGCUACGUCCAUGGCCAGAACAUCAUCCACAGAGACGUCAAGCCCGACAACGUCCUCCUCGACGCCGAGGGGCAUGUCCAUUUGACUGAUUUUAACGUGGCUUCUGACAUUGUUCCGGGGCGCAUCAUGACUAGCAAAUCCGGAACCUUGGCUUACCUUGCCCCGGAAGUUUAUUCAGGCAAGGGAUACGACAUUCGUGCGGAUUGGUGGUCACUAGGUGUCUUGUUUUACGAGUGCAUCUAUAACAAGCGACCAUUCGAGGGCAAUAGUGAAAACUCGCUCAGCCAACAGGUUCAGUUUUCUCAGCCAAAGUAUCCCGUUACGCAGCCCCCCGUCUCGUUGACAUGCCUGUACGCCAUUCGCGCCGCCCUCGAGCCGAACCCCAACAAUCGGCUCGGCUCAACAUGGGAGAGCUUCAUCUACAACGAUUUCUUCAAAACCAUCAAUUUCGAUCUGCUCGAGCAGAAACGCAUCGAGCCUAUUUUCGUUCCCUCGUCGGACAAGACCAACUUUGACGCGACUUACGACUUGGAGGAGCUGCUACUCGAAGAGGCCCCUCUUGAAGCUCGCGCAAGACGACAGAAGCCCAGAGAGAGGCUAAAGGAGGAUGCCACCGAUCAGGAGAUUCGCGAAGAUGAGCUGUACCGGAUGAUUGAAACGGACUUCCGUCCGUUUGACUAUAACAUUGCGGCCUACAACAAGCUCGCUGCCAUUCACGGCGACGACGUCGACCCAGCUGCAAUUGCCGCCCAGGCCCUCACGACAGACGAAGCUGCAAACGAGCCGCCGCCAGUGACCUAUCCAGCUCCCCCUGUGGAACCUACCAUCGGCGCUGAUGGUCGGAUGCCUCCUCAGGACCAGCAGGCUGCUUAUCCCGGACAACUUCAAUACGUCCCCCGACCGCCGCCCAUGAGCAAACGAGUUACCAGUCCGACAGGUGGAGUGCAGGUGACACUGGAUGGCGGAGGCAGUUGGUCAGAUCUUGCCCGUCAAGACGCGACGCUUCCCAAGGAUGCUGCCACCGCGGCAGAGGCCAAGAACGAAGGAUCAGGCGGCAUGUUUGGAUUCUUGAGGAAUAAGAAGGGGAGAAAUAACAGCCCCAAGCCCAAAGAACGUGGCGUGUUGGGCAAGGAGGGAGCCAGAGUGGUCAUUAGCUGA
Molecule: messenger RNA, 1548 nt
Organism: Trichoderma aggressivum f. europaeum
Lineage: Eukaryota; Fungi; Ascomycota; Sordariomycetes; Hypocreales; Hypocreaceae
Exons: 7
Coding region: 1-1548 (515 amino acids)
Biological process (GO): protein phosphorylation
Molecular function (GO): protein kinase activity; ATP binding
Source: RefSeq, a predicted model, not a curated record